Pimephales promelas (fathead minnow) is the source of this 1840-nucleotide messenger RNA. RefSeq names its product transmembrane protein 177 (gene tmem177). Gene Ontology annotation, cellular component: membrane. The record is from RefSeq and is a predicted model, not a curated record. Lineage: Eukaryota; Metazoa; Chordata; Actinopteri; Cypriniformes; Leuciscidae.
CGUAAAAGUGUCGUAAAGUUGUUUCCAUAACACUCAACGUGCUGUCCUUGUGAGAAUGAAAGCAAAGUAGCAAUUUGGCAAUAGAAAGAUGGCUUCGCGUUUUCUGAGAUUCUCUGUGUUUAUUCAGAAGUAUCGGACACCACUGCUCCUUGUCGGAUGUGGAGGGGUCUUCUCUGCCAACAUUUUUUAUCAUGUUUUCCCAGAUCAUACAUACAGAAAAGUGUACCAGGCCUGGCACAAAGGAGAACCUGCCAGCCUGUCAGAGAAGCUUGAGAACGUCUUUCAGGAGGUGUUGAAAGAUUCUGCUGUAAGCUCCCCUAAAAACUUUAGUGCAUUUGCCUCUUUCGGCUUUCAUCCAGUAGGGGCUGGUGUUCCAUGGCUUCCCUCUGGAGCACAGAUCGGCCUCCCAGCCAACUUCAACAGCACCACUGAGGAACUAGCGGGCAUCACCAAUCGCACUAUUCUCAUCAAUGGCAAAGAGCUGGAGUGGGACAGCGACUUGGGCAUUGCUCUCAAAAAUUCCCUGGUGUUCUCUCCAGAGGCACAGAAGUUUGCUAUAGCCCGAGAAGUGGCCCGACUGGGGGCUGGGGGUCCCGUGUUACACGCUGCAGUGGCUCCAGCAUGUCUGGCUGGAGCUUGUAUAUAUAGCGUAGCCCUCAAGCAGAUCUUUGGGCUUCAGGCUGGGUCCAUCGUCUUCAGGGUCGGUGUUAAUGUGGUUGCACUGGGUUUAGGAGUCGUGUCGUACAUCAUGACUUCUGAUGCUUUGAGCCAGUGGUUAGACUACAGCUCGGACCACCGUGCGGCAUGUCUGUCUAGCGAUUAUGCAAAGGGUGGCUUAGAGUUCUAUGAGAAAAUCUUGACACGGAACAAGACCCUGCGCUCUUUGAUGGGCCCUAAAGGAGAAGAGAUGUACGCCCCCAGUGGAAACUUGUUUCCUGGGAACCUGCUGCAACUCAGACAUGCAACUUACACAUCUAGACGGGAUGGGAUUUUAAAUGUUUUGAAAAAUGAGAAAGUAUGAACUGCCCAAAUAUAUUUAAAACCAUAUAUGUUAAGUAUUAGGUCUUUUUAACAUGUUAAAAUCAUACAGUGUUUGUAAAAGAGAUUGUAUGUACAAUGCAAUUGAAUUGGUACAACACACCACUGGAUACUAUUGUCUUCUCUUUUACAUUAAUAAACAAACUUGUGUUUAUGAUGUUGUAGUUAACAUCUGUCUAGGUUUCACGUUUCUUAUUAGUUAAGAGACACUAGGCUACUGGCUGUAUAUAUUAUGUAAACAAUAUGCCAUAUAAUUUUUUUUUUUUUUCUAAAUCACCCAAUGACAUAUGAAAUUGUUAAAUUGAAAUUUAAAUUAUUAAAAAAAAAAGUAUAUUCUUCCUUUUAGUACUGUGUUUUAAAUCUAAAUGAUCUUGGACGUAGUCUAGUUUUGGUCACAUUAAAAAAAAAAAAAAUGUUUGCUGUUGGCACAUGCCUACAUACAAACCUUAGUGUGGGUGACAGUCAGCCGAAGGAUGGAUGCCAAAAGAUGUUUGAGAGGCAAUCUUGCUGAAGCACACAUUGGGUGUGGACAGUUCCCAGUGUUUGCAUACUAGAUCACUUAUUCUGUAAUGACAUUUCCAGUAGAUUUGGCUUUCUGCAGUGUCAGCCCUUUAAUUGCUCUCUGAACAGCGUUUUACUGUAGGCUAUGUUUUUCCCCCCUCCUUUAGAUAAUAGCUCAUUUCAAGCUAAACGUAUACUUUUUAUUUCUAUACAAUUUAGUUUUUAAAUGUCUGCUAUAGUGUUAUAUAUUCUGCUCACUGUGAAGUUUUAGAUAGAUAGUUAAAUAAUUUGUAUCUACUAA